Eucalyptus grandis is the source of this 2132-nucleotide messenger RNA. Its product is annotated as protein IQ-DOMAIN 14. Gene Ontology annotation, molecular function: protein binding. NCBI's taxonomy places the organism in Eukaryota, Viridiplantae, Streptophyta, Magnoliopsida, Myrtales, Myrtaceae. The transcript is spliced from 6 exons. The coding region runs from base 433 to 1779 and encodes 448 amino acids. The record is from RefSeq and is a predicted model, not a curated record.
UUAAAGCAUUUGUUAAAUUCACUCUUUCGGGAUUUGUGAUUCCAUUGUCUCGAGAAGAAAUCUGGUGUGCGAUUCAUCCACACUCCAGAGUCAUCCCCUUUUUGGGUAUGUGAUAAAAAUAAGAAAGGGUUGAUCUUGAUCUGAAUUUAAGGCCAUUCUUUCUCCAACUUGUCAAAUUUUGGUCAUCCCAAAGGGAAAGGCGUUUCCAUGUGGCGAACUUUGUGAUUGAUUUUGCUAGUUGUGCAAGAAAAGGUUUUCCUCAUUGUGCCACUAGCUACCAGCUUUUAUAUGAAUCACUCUCUCUCCAGCGUCCAUGCUUGCUUGCUUCUGAGUUUGCUUGUUGUGCAGCCACAUCUCUGAUGCUAUCACCAAGUAGCCCACUCUCAUACCAAUAGGACCUUUUCAGGUCACAUUCACAUGUGAAGCCCUUCAAUGGCCAAAAAGAGGAGCUGGUUCACCUUAGUGAAGAGAUUCUUUAGGCUAGAGAAGCAAACAAAGCCAGAGAAGAAGGAAAGAAGAAGGAAAUGGGUGUUUGAGAGGCUUCAAGUUAAAAGUUUACCGCCAAUUGCAGCACCACCGCCCCCAAAGACAGUUGAUGAUGCAGAGGAACAAGUGCAGAGCAAGCACGCCCUUAGUGUGGCUCUUGCUGCGGCAGCCGCUGCUGAAGCAGCUGCUGCAGCUGCUCAGGUGGCUGCUGAGGUUGCUAAGCUCACAAGCAACCCUCAACCUUCGUCUCAUCAAUGCAAAAAGGAAGUGGAUGAACCUUCCGUUGCUAUAAUACACCAGGACACUACCCACAUCACACAUCAAAAUGAAAGUAAAAGCCAAGAAUUGCCUGCUAUUAGAAUUCAAGCCGCCUUUCGAGGAUUUCUUGCAAGGAAAGCUCUGAGGGCACUAAAGGGAAUCGUGAGGCUUCAAGCCAUAAUUCGAGGCUGCGCUGUCAGGCGCCAAGCAAUGACCACUCUUAAGCGCUUGCAAUCCAUUGUGGAUAUACAUUCACAGGUCUGUGCGACCAGAUCACACAAUGUUCAGAGGACUUUGCAUUGCGACGAGAAUUGUCAGAUCAAAUACAUAAGUUACAUGGUCGAUAAAAACAGCCAAAGAAGGUGGGAUGACAGCUUACUGUCUAAAAAAGAUGCAGAGGCAUUGUUCUUAAGCAAGAAAGAGGCUGCAUUGAAGAGAGAGCGCAUCAAGGGAUACUCAUUCAACCAUCGGAAGUCGGCAGAAUCAGAGCACAGAAAACCAAGCGGAAGGUGGAGGUAUUGGUUGGAGCAAUGGGUGGACACGCAACUUGCUAAAAGCAAAGAAUUUGAAGAUCUAGACCCGGUUCUGACUUCUCAUCCGAAGCCAAAUGAUGAGGAUAAAAGACAAUUUAAGCCGAAAAGUAGUCCGAAAAAACAACAGAUCGAGCCACUGGACUCCCCUCAAUGUGCUCCAAGAAGGUACCCUCGCCAUAAAAAGCAGUCCUCGAUGGGGGAUGACAACUUCCAAAGUCCGCGUGCCAUACCAACUUAUAUGGCCACGACCGAAUCGGCCAAGGCAAAAGCGAGAUCACUGAGCUCGCCCAAACUGAGGCCCGGGGCUUUUGAUGCUUACUCCGAUAGCUAUUCCCCGUACAAGAAUAAGCUCUCUCUCGUAUCUUCAAUCGCAAGCGAAGUGCCUGGCUUCUACAAAAGUGGCAGGCCAAAUGGUUACCAGCAGAAAUCUCCAAGCUUGAAGGGCAUUCCGGCUACCAUGAAACCGAGCAGAAACAUUGCAAGGGAACUUGGCAUUGAUUAAGAGUACUGAAAAACAGUGCUUUAAUCGAACGAGUGCUAUGUUCGAAUCAAUUCAGUGCUCAAGAUCAAGACAAAGGAACUAGGAAACAGGAGAAGGAGCUUCGAUGUAACGAGCAGAUGAUAUGAGAGUGAAAAGUAUCAUUGUAUCUACCAGUUUUAGGCCAUACCAGAAUGUGUUUCAAUUAAAUGUCAUGACACGGGGUUAUUAGAAAUCGUGAACUGGUUACUUUAAGAUUCUUGUCCCAGGUCAAGAAAGGGCUUUCGACAAUGCAUAUAAAUCCUCUGGUCAUAAGUGGAAUUCACAUGAACUUUCACCAAUUUCAAGGGCUGAAGAUGUUGGAGAAGUCAUAUGGA